AUGGCGGCUAGUAUAAAUCACCUGUCGAACAAGCCUCUACAGGAGAAGGUGCUCGCCCAAGUGCUGGAGGAGCACACAGCACCAGACAACUGCGAGGCUCUUAAGGUUAAGAGUCUCAACAGUCAAAUCUGGGGAAAUGUGGGGGGACCAAUACGGGCACAAGAGGUAAAACUCCAGCGGAUACUUCGCCUCCUCACGUCGGCCAUCACAGCCUAUGCUCGUUGCGUGCAGACUGAGGAGAUGAGUACACACCAGCAGGAUGUGCUCGCAUUAAUGUGUACAACUCAGUUUGAGUUGAACAACCUUCGGAGGGAAAACAUCAGACCUGCCCUCAACCCAAAGUUUGCCGGCUUGUGCAAAACUCCAUCUAUGGAAUCGGAUUCGUUAUUAUUUGGAAACAACCUCAACAAACAGCUCAAGGAUAUGGAGGAGGCAUCCAAAACCUUCAGCCUCAUGAGGUCGGGCAACAUCACCCUAGGUUUGCUGGCUAACGACAACACCGCCAGCGUGCUGGCUAACGAUGCUGAAGGGAGGCCCAUCGCUGGGGAUGUGCACAUAUUAUUGUUGUCCGAGCACGACGUGAGGAGGGCCCUGACACAGGAGAGCGCGAGGAGAGCUGUAGACCCAGAUGGCAUCUCGGGGCGAAGGGUGUUGAGUAGAUGGAAAAAUCAGCAAAAAGAAAUGGUAGUGGCGACUGCAAUUACAAAGUUUAUCGGACAUUUGAACAAGUUUAUGGGAUGUGGCCUUCUCCUGACUGAGAUUGUGCUGUAUGAUCGGAAGACCAAACCCUGCAGAGCCCUCCUGCAGACCCUCGGCUUGAUGAUGGAGAGUGAAGGGAAGGAGAGGAGUGGGUCCGAGUACAGGAAACUCCUACAUAACCACGGCUUCACAAACGUGCACAUCAAGCACACAGGAACUAUUCUGGAUGUCAUUUUUUGCACGAAGCAGAAAUUCCUCUCACAGAAACUAACUCAGAUACCGUGCAGAGCUCCAUCUACACACGCGAAGCCCUCCCUCCCUCCCGGGUUAUGCUGGAAGUUUUGUUGCAUUCACUUUGUCAACAUGGUGACUAAAUCUUUGCUGUUAUUGGCUGCUCUUUGGACUACGAUAGUAAAUGCAGAAACCAUGGAGGAAAUAAUUAAGAGGAAUCCACCCAGAAAUAUUUCUAUAUCCCACGGAAGUCUCGGAGAGUACACCGUGUCUUGGGAAGGAAACUGCACGUGUACAGAGGGCAUGAAAUAUGAACUAAAUUACAGCUACCUCGAUUCAAAAGACCCCGAGAUGAAAUACUUUGUGAAAGAACAUCAAGAGAAGCGGGAUUUGGAAUUACACCGAGGACUACAUGCUCGAGUGAGGCUUAGAAAUGGAACAAUAACUAGCAAUUGGACUGAGAGAACGUUUAAUCUGUCAGGUGAAUUAUUCGCUUCAGUUGACAACUUGACUUGCAUUUUCUAUGGUAAGCUGUACAUGAACUGCAGUUGGGAUGUUACCGAACAUGCAUCGGAGGGUGCACAAUUCAAUUUGUCCUACAGGGAGCGAAACCCAUCCCCUGUGUACAACUGCACAGAUUACCUGGUGGAUGGAGGGAGGAACAUUGGCUGUGUCAACGAAAAUAUUCGCAUUGAAGAUACCAUCGAGAUUAUCAUCUGUAUCAGUGAAGUGAACAAGAAAGACAAAUUGCCGUAUUGCAGAAUAGUGAACCCAUACCAUUUCUUUAAACUCGACAGUCCAAUAAAUGUCAUGAUCGACAAAAGCACGGAUGAGGUCAAAUGGACACUUCCAAAAUUUGAUUUAAAUACCAAUUGUUACAUGUUUCAAUUAAACUGCACAAAUUUGAAUGAUGGAAACACAAAGGUAAGUAAGUGUUUACUUUAUCCCAGGUGUGGGAAUUUAACUAUGAUCAGCUACUCAAGUACUCGUUACUUGUGUUGCUUGGGAGUUGGGAUAAGGAUCAGGAGCGGCACGGUGGAGCAGCGGUAGAGUUGCUGCCUUACAGUGCCAGAGACCCGGGUUCGAUCCUGACUAUGGGUGCUGUCUUUACGGAGUUUGUACGUUCUCCCCGUGACCUGUGUGAGUUUUCUCCGGGUGCUCCGGUUUCCUCCCACGCUCCAAAGACGUACAGGUUUACAGGCUAAUCGGCUUGGUUAACAAAACUGGUCAUUUGUCCCUAGUGUGUCGGAUCGUGUUAACUGUGAGCGAGGGGGUCGCUGGUCUCCGCGGACUCGGUGGGCCAAUGGGCCUGUUUCAGCGCUGUAUCUCUGUAAAAUAAACUAAACUAAUCUAAGGAUGGAUGUCCCUGACACCCGCACUAAUCAAGAAUAUCUAUCUCUGCCUUAAAAAAUAUCCAUUGACUUGGCUUCCACUGCUGUCUGUGGCAAUGAAUUCCAUCGAUUCAUCACCCUCUGACGAAACAAAUUCUUCCUCAUCUCCUUCGUAUCUUUAACUGAGGCUAUUAUCUCUGGUCCUAGACUCUCCUACUUAUGGAAACAUCCAUUCCACACCAAUCUAUCCAGGCCUUUCGCUAUUCGAUAAUUUUUCAGCGUGGUCCCGCCUCAUCCUUCUAAACUCAGAAUCGAAUAUAUCUUGUGAACAAUGUGGCCCACCACAUGUAGCUGAGUCUAACUAGGAUCUCCACACAGAGAAGCCUGUCUCUGCAAAGCACGACCGAUAAUCCAUGGUCUGCAAGAUUGAUGAAACAAGUGGGAAUAAAGAACUGCAGAUGCUGGUUUGUAUCAAGAUAGACACAAAGUGCUGGAGGAAUUCAGUAAGUCAGGCAGCUUCUUUGGAGAAAAGGAAUAGGUGACAUUUUUGGUUUGUG
Molecule: messenger RNA, 2818 nt
Organism: Leucoraja erinaceus (little skate)
Lineage: Eukaryota; Metazoa; Chordata; Chondrichthyes; Rajiformes; Rajidae
Exons: 11
Coding region: 1-1980 (659 amino acids)
Molecular function (GO): O-methyltransferase activity; protein binding
Source: RefSeq, a predicted model, not a curated record